This is a messenger RNA of Hibiscus syriacus, 852 nucleotides long. RefSeq names its product pre-rRNA-processing protein ESF2-like. The record is from RefSeq and is a predicted model, not a curated record. Gene Ontology annotation, biological process: endonucleolytic cleavage in ITS1 to separate SSU-rRNA from 5.8S rRNA and LSU-rRNA from tricistronic rRNA transcript (SSU-rRNA, 5.8S rRNA, LSU-rRNA); endonucleolytic cleavage in 5'-ETS of tricistronic rRNA transcript (SSU-rRNA, 5.8S rRNA, LSU-rRNA); small-subunit processome assembly. Gene Ontology annotation, cellular component: nucleolus. The transcript has 5 exons. Gene Ontology annotation, molecular function: RNA binding. Bases 172 to 513 code for a protein of 113 amino acids. Lineage: Eukaryota; Viridiplantae; Streptophyta; Magnoliopsida; Malvales; Malvaceae.
AGUUUAUUGCUAAUUUUUAAAGAUUUCCCCUUAUGUGUGGUCCUUUUUCCCCCUUAAAAGCUUGAAGAUGUUGGUAUGAUACGGUUCAACAAUGGGUUUAUUGUUUCCCCCCCUGUAGGUGGGUUGAAUUUGCUAGGAAAGGGAUUGCAAAGAGGGUUGCUAAUAUGUUAAAUGGUGAACAAAUUGGUGGAAGGAAGAGGUCGUCUCUUUAUUAUGAUCUUUGGAAUAUCAAAUACUUUGAGCAAAUUCAAGUGGGACGAUCUUACCGAAGAUAUUGCUUACAAGAGCGCAAUUAGGGAGCAGAAGCUAGCUUUAGAGCUCUCUGCUGCCAAGAGGGAGCGUGAUUUCUAUCUCUCAAAAGUUGACCAAUCCUGUGCCCUAAAUGCGAUUGAAGAGCGAAUGAAGAAGCUAAACGACUACAUUUUUCAUAAGCAGAAAGUGCAAGAGGAGUCUGGAAUGAAUUCUGAGCUGCCGGUUACCCAGAAGAAGGUGAUUCGUCAAUUCCGGCAGUAAAAACCAGUUGCAGUUGGUUCAUCUCAAGGCAAACCGCGACUCUCUAAAGAUUUCCUUGCUGGGAUAUUCACUGGUUCUUAGUAAUCAAGAGCACAAAGUUCUCUAAGUGCUAGGUCGGCACACAAUGUCCGAAGAGUAGCAACUGUGUAGGUACUUAUCUAUUUAUCGUUCAAUUAUUGAAAUGUUGUUCUCCUCAAGAAGCAUUAGAAAUAGAAAAGUUCAUGGAAUAUUUGUAGUCGUUCGAGUUUUAAUCCGGUUUUACAUAAAGGUUGAACAACAGUUUCCUUGUAUUUUUGGUAUGAUUUAUCUCAAUAUGAAACAAUUUUGGAUGAGGGCUCA